GUGCAGAGCAGUGCGUGAACGAGCAGCCAUUGUUGUUUGCGGGUCCGAGAACAGAGGGGCUACAAGAUUCACCAUUCUCAUGUUUGUGACUUUCAUGUUGGUAUAACACCAAUGUGAGCAAACUGAGAUUAGAAAUCCAAGUACACACAGUUUAAGACCAACAAGACAGGAGCAAUGAACUACCACCACAGUCACACUGGAAGUAUACCUCCAGGUAGCAGCUUCCCCUCCUCCAGUGACAAGCCUGGUCUUUACACCGCUGGGGGGUUCACUACAAGCCCCUACCCCCCAUCACAACCUGGCCUGCCUCCCGGGGCCCAGACCCAGCGCUACCAGUCUGUCACUCAGGCCUAUGCAAUGGCAGCCAAUCCGGCCUACUACACUCCACCAACAGGCUACUCCACUCUAUCGGCCACAGGCUACCCAUCGGCCACUGUAGGGACAGGGGCCUUUCACACCGUAGGCUACCCAUCACUUCAGUCUCUCCCCUCAACCACGCCCGCAGGCUACCCCACCCAGUACCCGAUGCCAACAUACCUCGGGGGCAGCCAACUUGGAGCCACUACAGUGCCCAGCUACGCAGCGUCUGCACUUCCAGUCACCAGCGCCAUCUACCCAAGCAGCGCCUACACGAGCACGCCCAUUGUGGCCAGCCAGAUCCAGCCUCGGGGGUACUCUGUGUCGCCCAUGGGUUACCCAAGUCAGUUGGGAACAAACCCAACCUACCCUGGUGCUUCGUAUCAGUCUCAACCGCCGUUUUAGUCGGGAUGGGGGCACUCACGACGACGGUUUUCAAUAGGACUCAAAUCUUUAUAGCGAGUCAUGACAAACUUAGACGUGCAGAAUGCAUCGGAGUUUUAUGUAUAAACAAGGCCACUUUUGGCCAGGCGUUCUUUUCCCAAACACAGACAGUUUUAUGCAGCAGCACUUGUUACAAUGCUUGAAGGGUGUUAUGCAGAUGGACUGUGUUUUAAAUCACUUGGUGAUUUCCUCUACUCUAAAGCCAGUUUCAGUCAAGGCAACAGCAAUGCUGUGUUAAUUGGGGUACAAAAAACGUGAGCUUGUUCCAUUCUGUUGCAUAAUUUAUAUAUCCAUCCUGGUGCCUACAAGCCAGGCUAAGUAGUAGGGGAUGUAUAUAUAUUUUUCUACUGUUUUGUUUUACCAGAAAGAUCUGAAGUUUUUAGGAAAUUUAGUUUACCACUUUAUUUUUACUUUACUAGAUGAUUAUUUCGAAAAGCUUUUUGUGAGAAUCCCAUAUUCUGUACUUUAUAAUUUAUAACAGUCAUAUUGUGAAAAGUAUCUUUGAUCAAAUAAACAAAUGAAGCUUUU
This is a messenger RNA of Haliotis rubra (blacklip abalone), 1329 nucleotides long. Its product is annotated as calcium-binding protein P-like. NCBI's taxonomy places the organism in Eukaryota, Metazoa, Mollusca, Gastropoda, Lepetellida, Haliotidae. The transcript has 4 exons. The record is from RefSeq and is a predicted model, not a curated record. The coding region runs from base 175 to 762 and encodes 195 amino acids.